AUGAACGCCAAGCGCGGCGUGAGCGAGCAGGACAACGAACGCCACAAGAAGCAGCUGGCGCUCCUCGCCAAGCAGGAGGGCAACAGGGGCUGCGCGGACUGCGGCACGCGCAACCCGACGUGGGCCAGCGUCAACCUGGGUGUCUUCGUGUGCCUCACCUGCAGCGGCGUGCACCGCUCCCUGGGCGUCCACAUUUCCCAGGUCCGCUCCUGCAACCUCGACACCUGGCUGCCGCGCCAGGUCGAGUUCAUGGGCGUCAUGGGCAACCUGCGGGGCAACCACUACUGGGAGGCGCGGCUCCCGGCCGGCUUCCAGCGGCCGCCGAGCGGCGCCCCGAACCCGCAGUUGGUGGGGUUCAUCCGCAGCAAGUAUGUCGAGCGCAAGUUUGCUGCAGAGGAUGCGCCGCCACCUGACAUCGACAAUUGGCGGGCGCACCCGUACGGCGCGGGCGACGCUGCGGCUGGCGGCCCGGUGUCGACGGCUGCAGAGACGGUGGCGGCGCCUGCGCCGGCGACGGCAGAGGCGGCAGCAGGCAAGCCGUCGCAGCAGCAGCAGCAGCAGCAGCAGCAGCAGCAGCAGCAGCAGCAGCAGCAGCAGCAGCAGCAGCAGCAGCAGCAGGCUGUGGUCGCCACAACCCGGCCGCCCCCCGCCCCGCCGGCGGAGGAUGACUGGGGUGACGAUGGCUGGAACGACUUUGCCUCGGCGGCGCUCCCGGUCGACACCGGCGCUUCGGACCCUUUCGCUUUGCUCAGCAGCUCGUCUAAGGUGGCGGUUGCAGCGGUAGAUCCAAAGACUGCCGCAAAAGCGUCGCCGGGCGGCUCACUAGCAGCCGCGGCCGCCCCAGUGGCGGAGAUGCAGGCGAUCACGCUGACCGACGCGGCGCUGGCGCACCUCAAGAAGAUGCGCAGCGAGGUCGGCGGCGACGAGCUGCUGCUGCGCGUCGGCGUCAAGCAGGGCGGGUGCAGCGGCAUGUCGUACGUGAUGGACUUUGAGGCCCCCGAGAAGCUGAGCCCCGACGACACCCUCCUGUCCGCCGGCAGCAGCCCCGACGCGUCCGGCCUGCGGCUCGUGUGCGACCCCAAGAGCCUGCUGUACCUGUUUGGCAUGCAGCUGGACUACUCGGCGGCGCUGAUCGGCGGCGGCUUCAAGUUCCAGAACCCCAAUGCCACGGAGACCUGCGGCUGCGGCACGUCCUUCACUGUUUGA
This is a messenger RNA of Monoraphidium neglectum, 1206 nucleotides long. RefSeq names its product putative ADP-ribosylation factor GTPase-activating protein AGD15. Gene Ontology annotation, biological process: iron-sulfur cluster assembly. Gene Ontology annotation, molecular function: GTPase activator activity; iron-sulfur cluster binding. NCBI's taxonomy places the organism in Eukaryota, Viridiplantae, Chlorophyta, Chlorophyceae, Sphaeropleales, Selenastraceae. The transcript has 5 exons. The coding region runs from base 1 to 1206 and encodes 401 amino acids. The record is from RefSeq and is a predicted model, not a curated record.